This is a messenger RNA of Sebastes umbrosus (honeycomb rockfish), 2654 nucleotides long. RefSeq names its product POC5 centriolar protein homolog (Chlamydomonas) (gene poc5). Gene Ontology annotation, cellular component: centrosome. The coding region runs from base 133 to 1929 and encodes 598 amino acids. The transcript is spliced from 14 exons. Lineage: Eukaryota; Metazoa; Chordata; Actinopteri; Perciformes; Sebastidae. The record is from RefSeq and is a predicted model, not a curated record.
AGCCGUUAGGCCUAUCCCACAUAUGUGUCUUAGUACUGUUUAGCGCUGGGUCUUCUGGGGGUUGAGACUUUACUGUAAUUCAGUUUGUGGACCAUUGUGUCCUCUGUGUUUGCCUAAGUGAACAACAGAGACAUGGCUACAGGGAGGUUAACAGGGUGUCGGUAUUCACCAAGGACUUACACCUUCUUUAGAGAGAUGUCCUCAGAUGAAGAGUUAUCAACCAGUCCUGUUCUGCCCAAGGACUCUGAUCCAGGCAGCUCUGUCUCCUCUGACCUUCAGGAAGAGUAUGAGGAGCUCCUCCGCUAUGCUGUGGUCACCCCUAAGCUUGACAGAGUCACCAGUGCUCACUUGCAGCGGCUGAGCACCUCACAUCCGUCUGCAGAGGGUCGGACUUCCCAGAGAAAAGAUGACACAAAAUCACUGCGCCCAGCAGAUACUGCCACUGAAGCUCAAGAUGGGAGGCAUUCUAGCAGGAGUCUGAGAUCGUCACAGGUCUCCCCCUUGAUUGUUGAGCCCUCCACACGCUCAAGAGCCUCUCAUGCUGAGGAGACGGCAGGUCGGUCAUCUAGCAGGGCGUCGGUGCUCUCGAAAGCUCCCUCAGACAGGUUACAGAUGGUGUCUCAGAGGUCUAGGCCAAACAGCCCACACCCCCUCGAGUUCGAUGUGACAGAGAUGUUUAUCUCGGAGGAGAACAUAAGCAAGAUGGAGAACAUUCUGGACACGUGGAGCAACAACCUGAAGUCAAAUGUGCUGACUGAGCUCAGGAAGUGGAAGCUGGCCUCGAUGGAGCAACACAAACUGGAGAUAAGGAAAGAGAGGGAGAGGUAUGCAGCCCAGACAGCUGGCCUGAGGUCAGAGCUGGACAGCCUGAAGGGGCUGCUUAACACCUAUGAGACUUCAAACCAGAGAAAAGAUGAGGUGAUUGGGAAUAUGAGCCACGUGCUGGACAGACAAAAAGAGAAGCAUGAAAAGAUGAAGGCCUUCACCCGCUGGAGACUUCAGCACACUGAGGCCAAAGAAGAGGCUCAUGCUGCUCAGGUAGCGCGGCAGCACUACAAUUUCCAGCUGAAGAAGAAGGUGUGGUUGGGCUGGCAGUCUCUGAUCCAGAAACACUGGAAGGUCAAGGUGGAGCGGGCAUGCCGUGCGAGGGCCGAAGAGGUCUGCACCCGCCUGUCUACAGAGUAUGAGGCCAAGCUGGCAGAGCACUGUGAGGAUUUAGAGAAGGCCCAGGCAGAGAUUCAGAGACUACGACUAGAGCGAGAGCGCUAUGAAGAAUCUAUGAAGAAAGCCUUCAUGAGGGGCGUGUGUGCUCUCAACAUGGAGGCUCUCGGCAUGUUCAACACUACAGAGGGACGGCCAGAGCAACCUCCAGUUCACCAUCAGCAUGAUAUUCUGCAUCCCCAGGAUGAGCCUGUUUCUGCUACACUGCCUCAUCAUCAACCAUAUCCCAUCUCUACCACACGGUUCAGCCCAGUCCACUUUGACCGCCCGGACCCUUCCCACAGCGAAGUAGACGAUAUGGUGGGCUUUGGUGCCUCCAUGUCCAGGGCAGAAGUGAUCCCUCCCACUACAGUGGUGCACAGCUCCCUCCCACCUGGGGGCGCUGCAAGUUCCCACAAACAGGUGAGCAGCCGUGUCGUCACAGCCAGUCAACAAAAACCCUCAAAGACCGUAACGGCUCGCAUCACUGCACGGAAUGACGUCGGUAAGGCGGCACGCAGCAACCUUCAGGUGAUGGGUGUGGCUCCUCCCAUGAGCUCUGUGAUAGUUGAACGCCAUCAUCCUGUUACACAGCUCACUAUUGGUCAGGCCACGGCUUCCAAGUUUCCCCGCUCCUCCCAACAGGUCCAAAGCUCCACAGGAGGAAGAAGCUCCUCCAGAACACACGCCAGCACGUGCCAUGUACACUCCAUCAAAGUAGUUGACUGACCACACACACACACAGACAAACACACAUCUAACAGAAAGUGUUGCUCACCUAGUCUAGAUUUAAAAUGUAACACGUCCUAUGCAACAAUCCUAGAAAUAGCUGGCGUGGCAUUAGUUUACAAGUCCGUUUUAUUGUGAUAUCUUGGAGUGAAUUUGCCCUUGCUCUCUGCAUAUGAAGUGAACAUUAGAUUUUUUUCAGCUUCCUUUCAUGAAUGUGCACGACUUCUUGAGCAAUAUGAUUUUUCUCAGGAAAAUACACAGAUGCAGGUGUUUAGAACUGCACAUGUUAAUGUUUUUAAUUAUUACCAGCUGGACACAUUUUAGAAUUGCAAAAUGGACAUUUAUUUCUAUGAAAAAGUUUAACUUUAAAUUAUGCACAGGUGAGCCUGUACUGUAACACUGUACACAUAUUUUUAAGUAUUUAUUUUAGUGAAGUUUUCUAUUGAGACAGACCGUCCAACACCACAGGUUGUUUGCUUUACUAAACCAAAGCCAUAUGUUAAUGAUCUGAUGCACAAUUUUAUUUUUAAAAUAAAUAAUUUUACUGCUAACUUCCUGUACAGAGCAGUAGUUGAAAAUGACAUGACGUUUUUGUGAGUCCAUAUGUUGCACUGUUCAUCCUCAUACAAUGCUGCAGUGCUUACUGCUGGAACUCUCCGACUCCAUCCGAAUCAUAUCUGUAAGACAAAUUAACAUUUUCUGCAAUAAAACUUUGGCACAUAUCC